Bicyclus anynana (squinting bush brown) is the source of this 820-nucleotide messenger RNA. Its product is annotated as cuticle protein 8. The transcript has 3 exons. The record is from RefSeq and is a predicted model, not a curated record. Bases 81 to 755 code for a protein of 224 amino acids. Lineage: Eukaryota; Metazoa; Arthropoda; Insecta; Lepidoptera; Nymphalidae. Gene Ontology annotation, cellular component: extracellular matrix.
GAAAGAAAGUGAUAUAUUGAAUUUUGAACGUUGACCUUGCCUAAAAUUACUUACUAUAAAAGCGGCUCCUUGCACGGAUUAUGUAUCAGUCGGUCAAUAAUUUUGUCAACAUGUUCACUAAAAUCGUCACUUUGAGCGCCAUCCUGGCUGUAUCAGCUGCUGGACUUUUGCCCACAGCUCACUACUCAUCAGCCGCCGCUGUCUCAUCCCAAAGCAUUGUCCGUCAUGACCAACCCCACGGCAUUGCUGCCGCUCAGGUCGCAUAUGCUGCCCCAGUAGCCUACUCUGCCCCAGUCGCCUACGCCGCUCCUCGUCUGUCCGGCCAUGCUGUCUCUUCUCAAAACAUCGUGAGCCACAACCAGGGCUACGGCGCUAUCGGCUACGCUGCUCCUGCCCGUGUCGCUAUCGCCCACUCCGCCCCUGUCGUCCACGCCGCUCCCAUCGUACACGCCGCUCCCGCCCACGGUUACAUCGCCGCUCACCAGCCUGAACCUUAUGAUGCUCACCCCAACUACGAGUUCUCGUACUCCGUCGCUGACGGCCACACCGGCGACAACAAGUCCCAGCACGAGAGCCGCGACGGUGACGUCGUACACGGCGAGUACUCCCUGGUCGAGGCUGACGGCUCCGUACGCAGGGUCGAGUACUCCGCCGACGCACACAGCGGCUUCAACGCCGUGGUCCACCGCUCCGCACCCUCCGUCCACGCUGCCCCCGUAGCCCAUGCCCCAGCACACAUUCUAGCUCAUCAUUAAACCUAUAUUUUCAUAGACAUGUAAAUAACUAUUUAUAAACGACAAAAAUAAAUUCAUAAAAUUAA